Messenger RNA from Diorhabda sublineata, 1695 nucleotides. RefSeq lists its product as uncharacterized. Gene Ontology annotation, biological process: cellular response to amino acid stimulus; positive regulation of TORC1 signaling. The transcript is spliced from 3 exons. Bases 92 to 367 code for a protein of 91 amino acids. Gene Ontology annotation, molecular function: guanyl-nucleotide exchange factor activity. NCBI's taxonomy places the organism in Eukaryota, Metazoa, Arthropoda, Insecta, Coleoptera, Chrysomelidae. Gene Ontology annotation, cellular component: Ragulator complex; lysosome; cytoplasm. The record is from RefSeq and is a predicted model, not a curated record.
CUAGCUUACCCUACACUGAUUAAGAACCAAAACUGCGAACAAAACUCUAUUAUUGUCAUUCUUUCAAUUUGUCAACAGUUUUUUGAUAAAAAUGGAUAAAAAUUUAGAACAUGUCCUGGAGGAGUUAAUAAAUACUCCUGGAGUUUAUGGAUGCGUUUUAGCCGAUGAACAUGGACUUUGUUUAGGGAAUAAGGGUGAAACUUCAACUACCACGGCAGGUAUCAUUGGUGCAAUUGCAGAAGAAUCUUUGAAACUAGAACCAAAUAGCAAACCUCCUAUCAUACAUUUCGAAAAUGACAAUCGCUCCUGUACAAUACAAAGAAUUGGGACGAUAACUGGAGCUAUUUUCAAGAACUUACAAAAUUAAUUAUAAAUUAUUAAUAUCAUUGAUAUUACUGUAUACACCUUAUAUUUAAAAAAUUAAGUACAAAUUAGGCAACAAAAGUAUAUUACUUAUAUAAAAAUACCAACAUUUUUAUUUAAAAUUACUAAUCUUGUUUAACAAAUGAACUUUUCCUGCUUUUGUACUUUUCUAAUCCCAACCUUAAUAACGUCAUGUUAUCUAAUGCCCAAAUGGAAACUAUGAUGAAAAAGAACACUGCACCUGCUCCAAUGUGUAUGAAAAUUGAUUUUUCUAAUAGAUAAAUCUAAAAUAAAGAUACGAUAUACAAUAAUGGCAAAAUAAUAUGGACGAAACUUACCUCUGAUAAUAUAGUCACAAUUCCUGACAAAAUUAAAGUAAUGAGAAACUUUUUACCAGGAAUCAGCCCAUCUAAUGGUGUGAAUUCAGUAUCCUGGAAUUGCUUGUGAAUAUAGUUUAAACUAAAAUGCAUAAAAACUUCUUUUUAUAUAUAAUAAUACAUAAAGGCGAAGUGUUUCUUAACAAUGAAGAAAUUAGAUAUUAAUAAAUUAACCAAUGAAUACUCAUUUCUAGGCCCCAGAUGAAAAUUUUUAUUUAAUAUUUUCAUAACUAAGAAUACCUGGCAAUAGCACUUUGAUUUAUGUGAUUGAAAUAACAUGCAUAAACAUAGGUCCAGUUUAGUUUUGGCAACAGAAGUAACUGUAUUAAGUAUAUGUUAAACCUUAAAAGGGAUCCCUUACGGUAUUAGGAAUUAGAAAGUUCUAUAGUAGUGCUAUAUUCAGAAUGUAAGUAAAUCAGAUCAAGAGAUGGAAUAUACUACAGUGAAUAAAGAAGAUUCAUAUUUCAAAUUACAAUUAAAGUUGUCCAAAGUAUAGAGCUAAAUAUAGCCUAAAGUGGAGGUCUCAGUCAUUUCCUAGGACCAGCAAAUAAUUUAAAAAUACUCUAUAUGCACGUACAUAUUUUACUAAACACAGAAAAAGCGAGAAUUGUCACAUUUGGAACCAUUUUAUUUGUGAGAUUUGAAGAAAAAAAUAUUUUGAAAGUUUGUUAAUGUACAAACAACCUAUAGAUUGGUGUGAGGUCCAUUUAUUUUGUGCAAGAUUUAGAAACUUAGUGAACUAGCUAACCACCUUCCUAUCUUUUCCAUUUUAUAGUUUAUUUUAAAACAUUUCCAGCCCUCAAUAAAGUUUUUUACUUUUUGUGUUUCUAUUUGAUGCACCAUUUUCCCUUAUCAGUAUAUCAACCUUUACUAUUAAUUAGAUUUAGUGUACAAUAGAAUAAAACUUUUGGAUUUACUUGUUGUGUGGAAUCUUAUUUUAUAUUAUAUCUGAUAA